Messenger RNA from Saccostrea echinata, 3352 nucleotides. Its product is annotated as chymotrypsinogen A-like. The transcript has 4 exons. Gene Ontology annotation, biological process: proteolysis. Gene Ontology annotation, molecular function: serine-type endopeptidase activity. The record is from RefSeq and is a predicted model, not a curated record. Bases 541 to 1953 code for a protein of 470 amino acids. Lineage: Eukaryota; Metazoa; Mollusca; Bivalvia; Ostreida; Ostreidae.
AGACGCAAAGGAAGGAAGACUUCUUGUCUUCUGCUAUAAUGUAAACAACCCAACAGCUUCUUAGCGUGCCGAAAAAUUGUGCAGCGUUUAUUAUUAAUGUCAAAGACCGAGAGAACAUAUAGCAAAUAUUUUUGUAUUGAAUUUCGGAUGAAGUUAAUUUGGGAAUGUUUGUGAUAUCAUUACCAUUAGUAUGGAACCACAUCAAGCUAUCAUCAUAAAGAGUGAGAAAAUACUUUAUAUCCAUCUGACGUGUUCUUCGGUGUGAAUGGCUUUUUAUAACAAUCGUUGAAGUUUGAACUGACGACGUCACAUGGUCGGCGUGCGACGCACGUGCUGGCACGGCGCAUUUUAUGAAAAAUAUAGACCUGCAGGAUAGUUAUAUUGGUUGCUCGCUCAGAGAAAACUCCCUCUAUGCCUGUCUGUGUCCAUAUAUUAAAUUAAUUCAGGUUUUGAAUAUUUAUCAGGAUGUGUACGACUUAGACUGAAAAUUUCGACAUUUCUUAAGACUUCUUUGAACAUAUUUGUUGACAUAGCGUGAAAAUGACCAGGAUCAUCCAUGUUUCUUUAAUUAUUAUGAUUGUUGUUUUCACGUCGGAAUUGUCAAUUGUAAACGGGAAAAGGAAAAAGAGUAGAAAAUUAGAAUCAAGAAACUCAACAUACAGCGUUUCAUCAAAACCAGGGAUACUUUCCAAAGACCGUGAAAAUAAGAUUCUGUGCGAGUACUACACGCAGUGGUCAGAUUGGACGCGUUGCAACCGGAAGUGUGAGCAGACGCGAGUAAGAAGAUGUAACCAGCCAGAAAACUGCGGAACCAGUGUUCUCAAAGAAAAGCAAAAUUGCAAGAGACGCAAAGGAAGAUGUUCCACAUUAUCCUAUAAAGUGAUAGGAUUUCGCCGUGGAAACAGGUUAAUAGAGGAACUGUUAUACGAUUUACUGUACGAUGGAUGGUCGCAAUGGGGACACUGCACUCGCUCUUGUCGCAAAAGGAGAUUUCGCAAGUGUAAAGAACACAAAAUUUGUGGUAACAGUUACAUACAGGAGGAACGGAAGUGUCGUUUAGCGGGGACAGUCUGCGGUAAAAAGUACACAUUUAACACUUUUGAACCAGACACACACUCGCCUUCAGUCAGUGAACUAUCACCUCGGGAGUCGGCUCGCGAUCGGAAAGCUCCUCUGUUGGUAGCCACUAAGGGCAUCUGCGGAGUUCGGCCUCGAGGAGGAUACCGCAUUGUUGGGGGGAGAGAAGCCAUCCCCCACAGCUGGCCUUGGCAGGUCGCCAUUCUAACGAAAUGGAAGGAACAAUAUUGCGGUGGCACCCUCAUCGCCCCGGGUUGGGUUUUAACUGCUGCUCAUUGCAUCAGGCGUCGGGGUCGGAAACGCAGAGUUAUCGUUCGUGUGGGUGAACAUGAAAUAAAUGUAGACAACAAAAAUGAAAUGGAUAUGAAGCUUGAAAAAGAUUUUCCCCAUAACAAUUUUGAUUACGAAACAAUAACCAAUGACAUAGCUCUUCUUAAGCUUCGUAAACCAGAAAAAAUAAGUCAUAUGGUCCAGUAUGCAUGCUUACCGGAGCCCUCUGAUGAACUUGCUGAUGGAACAAGCUGUUUUAUCGUGGGCUGGGGAAAGCAGAAAAAUACACAUCUGUUGGGUUCUGAAGCUCUUCGUGAAGCGGAGGUGCCAAUUGUUAGUAAGAAAAAAUGUCGAAAAGCCUUCGAUUACAAUAUAGGCGACAAACAAAUUUGCGCAGGCUUCAAAAAAGGAGGCGUGGACUCAUGCGCAGGGGACAGUGGUGGUCCCCUUAUAUGCCCCAAAAUCGUGAAUGGAACAGAGCGAUGGAUUGUUUACGGAGUAACUAGUUAUGGGGAAGGUUGCGGCCAGAAAGGAAAAUAUGGUAUAUAUACUAAGGUUACUCAUUACCUCAACUGGAUCAACAGGGUCAUAAGAAACAACAGCUGAGUUGUUUAUUUUGUUAUAAUGUUAAAAAAUGCAGUUUUAGGGCUUGACUGUAUAUUUUGUUUAACUCAGGACAUCUUUAAAGUUCAGUGUUAUUUAUUUUGAUAUGUUUUAUUUCCAGUUGAAUUUUCACUGUUUUAAAUCAUUUACGAAGGAAGGGUGAUGUUUUGCUCAACACUUGCGCAAUUAUAUUACGCAAGUUCGGUAAGCGUACUAAUUAUAUUUUUGCAAUGAACCACCUGUUUGCCCUUUGCGCUGUUUGGGAUUUUUCAACGAUGUAGGUGGAAGUAGGCUACAGUUUUUCGGUAAAUAGUUAGGGAGAGGCUCGAGACAGAAUGUAACCCUUCUCGCUUUCAUAAAGAUUAUAUCAAAAGAAAAUGUUAAUUAAAUUCAUAAAGUUCAAGGUCACUGUUUAGAUUGACUUGAUACAUUUCAAACACAAGACACAAGAUUAAAGAAAAUCUUUCCUCACAGUUUAGCAUAUCAAAUUUUUUUCUUUUGAAAUAUAUGCACUUUCUUAAACAAAGUAUUUUUUACGACUGGCGCUUAUAGCAACAUAACUACGUGAAUUGUGCAUAUUCAUUGAUUUAUUUGCCACGUGUAAUGAUUUUAUUUUUAUUUUUUCUUUAUGAAAAUGAUGGUGAUUAGAGUUUAAUGAUAUUAUUUUUAUUUUUUCUUUAUGAAAAUUAUGGUAAUUAGAGAUUUAUUUUCUACUACAUACAUUGUUACUUAUCUCCAUUGUUGGUAUCAGUGUUUCAGGAAGUGAUGUUUCAAGCUGCACAUCUAUUGUAAAAACAAAACCGCGCUGAUCGCAGAUAAUGACUGUGGUUUGUGUUGCUAAUGAAUGUCUGCCAUAAUUACGCUCAGUAGGCCAAGGCCAUGUAUAAUUCUCUUUGAACACUCCUGGCCAUAAAAAAUUGAAUAAUAUGUAAAUAAAUAUCAAUUAAUGUUGAACUUGUGUACUUUUCCCUCAAAUUACCACGAAAUGAAAUGGCAGUUAAACAAGUAAGAACAAUUUACAGGCUAGAUAAGAUGCAAAAUGUUUAAGUUAGUAAAAAAAAAUGAUGUACAUGUAUAGUGGUUUAAAGUACGUUUACUCCAUAUGUAUCUGAAUAUCGAAAUUAGAAAGAAGCAUACUGUCACGUAUAUGACUGUAAAUUGGAAUUUACAGUAAAAUGGAUAAACGUAAUCAGUAUAAACGUGUGUUCAGUUUUUAAGCCAGUAAAUAGUUCAUUCCCCAAAUAAAACAUACAAUUUGAUUAUGAAAGUUUGUCAUUAUCCUCAUUCAUUACGUACAUAGUAUGCAUGUAAUUUUACAGUUGUCAUAUUUCUAAGAUCGUGAGCAAAGUCAAAAAACUGUUCUCAUGUAACAAUGCUGUAAAAUAAAUGUUUUAUAAAACUG